Molecule: messenger RNA, 2173 nt
Organism: Culicoides brevitarsis
Lineage: Eukaryota; Metazoa; Arthropoda; Insecta; Diptera; Ceratopogonidae
Gene: Gle1
Product: mRNA export factor Gle1
Exons: 3
Coding region: 85-2139 (684 amino acids)
Biological process (GO): poly(A)+ mRNA export from nucleus
Cellular component (GO): nuclear pore; cytoplasm; nuclear pore cytoplasmic filaments
Molecular function (GO): inositol hexakisphosphate binding; translation initiation factor binding; phospholipid binding
Source: RefSeq, a predicted model, not a curated record
CAAAAAAAUUCAUAAAAUUGACGAAAAUGAGCAAUUUUUGUUAAAAUUUAUUAAAAAAUUACCUGAAAAUACGAAAAAUUUAACAUGGAGACCUCAAAAUCGAACAAUUUUUUCGAUCAGGACCUUGAAGAAUUAAUUCCUUUCACAAGUCUUCGCAUCUCAGCAUUAACUUCGGCUGCUCGUAUCUCAAAAGACGUAAAAAACAUCACAAUUGGUCCAAAUGCGCCUCAAUUCUCGGAUGAAAAUUUAAAUUCCUCCUCAAAUCAUGAUGAAACAACGAAAAAUGAGCCUCAAACUCCGGUUCGGGACAAUAAAGAGAACAUUAACAACAACCACAGUUCAAGCAAAAAGAAAAAUUUGUACAGCGCGACGCCAGAAAUUGAUGUUUAUGACUCAGAUCCGCCCUCGCCGAAGCCCAUCAGCAUCGACGACAUCAAAUAUGUCUCGCAAAAGUAUCAAAAAACCCUCAACGAGCGGGAAAUUAAGACUCAGGUCAAAAAAGAACUUGCUGAAAGAGCCGCCCGCCUUCAAGAAAUCGACAAAGAACGCGAAAAAAAGUUCAUGGAAGCGAAAAAAACUGCGGAAAAAAAUUUAGUUGAACGAAUGAUCGAGUCAGAAAAAUUUAUUCUUCAAGCAGUGGCGGAUGUCGAACGGUUAGAACGCGAAUUCGAGGCCGAACAACGUCAAAAACUCGAGGAAAUGAAACGUCGGGAGCUAGAUUUGAAGGAACGCAGUAAAAUUUUGACCAAAUUUCGAUCGGUUCAUGCUUUGUUCAAACAAGGAAUCGAAAGAUUUAUGAAAUCUUACACGGAAAUGGACAAAGACAUGCAACAAGCAUUCGCAGAAUUCAAAACGGCAGCUUUCCAACUCAAUCGGGCAUUCGAAAAUGUCGUUCAAGCGAUCUCCGGGCAGGGAAAUUUCGAUCAGGAAAGUGUCGAUAAGGCGGAAAAGUAUCAAAAAGACCUCGAUUCGUUGACGAACGACAUGAUUUCGAAGUUUAACGAGAUAAAAGUCGCCGAACAAACUGCUCGGGAAGCGGAAGAGACGAAACGGAAGCAGGAACAGCAACAAAUUUUGCAAUUACAACAACAACAACAAGCCAAGGAGCAGGCAGCAGUUCAAGCAGCGACAAUUUCCGAAGCAAAAGAUGUCGUCGAUCAACCAAAACCGCUUCAACCGGCGAUUCAGAAGACGGGAAUGUCCCAAUUCGUGAGCGAACAAUCCUACCAACGAUACGAAGCGAUAAUGGGCGUUUAUAGAAAAAGUUCGGAGGAGGUGAAAAAACUCUCGGAAGACCCAAACACGAAACUUUUCCGCAUGAAUUGCCAAAAAGCGGUAAAUACGCCAAUUAAUGCGAUUUCGGCGAAUAGUCCGGAGUUUUUGCUCGACAAAUAUCGGAAGCUUGAAGCACUUUUGAUGGAAGAAAAUGUGACGGUUGGGAAUCAACAGGUCUCGGUGAAAGCGCAUCCGUUGGGAAAACUUUAUGUGACGUUGCUGCUCUCGAGGAAAUUCGUAAAUCAGGCAGACACGAUAAUGACUUCCGCGGCAAAAGCAGAAUUUCCGUUGGCAGCUGUCGUUGUUGCGCUUUGGACUAAAUUUCCGGAGGUUGGGCAAUUUUUCCUUGCGUAUCUGUAUAAGGAUUGCCCGUUUUUUGUGCCGUACUUUUUGCCGCAAGUGCAAGGGCAGAGUGAUGAGGAUUAUAUGAAGAGCCUUGGUUAUCGCUACACAAACGGCGUCGUCGAAAAGCACGAUCUCUACUUGAAACGCAUGGUUGGCAUCGCUCGUCUUUACGCUGCCAUUUGGGUAACAUCUCAUCGCCGCGGCGAAACAAAACCUCAUCCGCAUGAUCUUUCCAACGGAUGGCGAUGGUUAGCAGAAAUCCUAAAUCUGGAUCCUUUGCCCGAAAUUUGCUCAACUCUCAUCUUCGAAGUUCUCCAAGUUGCGGGAAAUGCCUUUUUACAAGUUUACGGAAAUCAAUUCAUCAAACUUUUGACGGCAAUCCAAACGCAGUACUUCCCAAAAUUGAAUCUCGUCGACAAAGGAGGCCCCAAAGCGAGAUUAGAGGAUUUUGUGACGAAAGUUUUGACGGAACGGAAAAUUGAUGCGCCCGAGGGAAUGUUGCCGCCCAAUUUUUGGUAGAAAAAAAAUUAAAGACUUAAAAAAAAUAUAAAAA